Molecule: messenger RNA, 1961 nt
Organism: Micropterus salmoides (largemouth bass)
Lineage: Eukaryota; Metazoa; Chordata; Actinopteri; Centrarchiformes; Centrarchidae
Exons: 2
Coding region: 9-935 (308 amino acids)
Molecular function (GO): nucleic acid binding
Source: RefSeq, a predicted model, not a curated record
GUGAAAAAAUGAAUGGGGUUUUGAAAAACCGUAUUGUCAAGAUUUGCCAACAUACGGGUCUAAACUGGAUAGCGGCGCUCCCUUUGGCGUUAAUGGUGUGUCGCUCAAGUGAGCUGCGUGAUUUACGUAUAACGCCCCAUGAAUUGGUCACAGGAAGACGGAUGCCUACGCCUUGUUUACGAACAAGUGGCAAGGGUCCAAGUUUGGCUCUUUUGGAAGACGAAAUGAGAGCGUAUGUCACGUACAUGGCCAAUUUCCAUAAAAAGUUGUCCACAUAUGUUUCUGACAGCCAAAGAAAAGAAGAAGUGCAGGAGAAGCUCGAUGAGCAAAAAAGGAGCACAGUGCAACCUGGGGACAAGGUGUUCGUGAAGGUCUUUAGGAGGAAGUGGUAUAACGAACGCCGUGAGGGACCAUUUGAAGUGGUUCGUAGUACUGGAACAGCUGUCCAAGUUAAAGGGUCUCCAACGUGGUAUCAUUUAUCACAUUGUGUUAAAGCGCCUAGUGAAGAGGUGCCGCGGGUGGAUAGCCAAGAUGGUGAAGGCUCAAGAGAGCUGGAUGACAAUAGGGAAGAACAGGCAGAAGGAGAGAUGCAUGACAACAUCCAGAACCAAAACCCAGAAGGGGAUAUUGUACAUUCAGUGGACAAUGUUGGUAAUCAUGUGCACACUUUUGAUGAUGCCAGAUAUGACUCUGCAAUUGAUGGAGAGGAAAGGAGAGUUGGGGACAUUGGUUUUCAAUAUGUCCCAGAAUCAGCAGGGCCUAUUUUAGUGGAAGGGGAAGUCGCAGAGGUCACCAAGGGCUGCAUCUCUGUUACAGGAGAAGCCAGUGUUCCACUUAGACAAAACAGCCCCAGACCAGUUCGGAAAAGAGUCAGACCAAAACGAUACGAAAACGUUACAGAAGAGGGAAGCUACAUGGAAGGCAUAUGGGUUUGAUUCUUCUGUUUUGAAAAUUACAGAUGGCUGGGCAGGUAGGAAUUUAUGGUUCCAGCAGUUAACUCAUUCUGUAAGAUCAGUUAAGAAAUUAGAUGGUCCAUGUCUGUUGAAAGUUCCCGCACCAGGCACGUGGGAUUCAAUUUUAGAGACAGUGGCCCAACCUCUAUCCGUUAUGUGCCAAUCUUAUGCUUUAUCAUGGCUGUCGUAUCAGCAACAAUCGUCAACAGAUAUAGUGAUGUCGUGGUCGUCGCAGUUGUUUAGACCUAGACUUAAUUGUUCUUGGAUAAAUGAAUUACCCUAUGUGAAUUUGUUAGAUCAGAAGGAAAAUAAGUUAACGGCAAUUCCUGAAGCAAUGGAGGUAAGACCUGUGAGGGCUAGUAGCUGUUUUUGCUCAAAUAAGACGUAUGAUGGGCCAGGGAUGUUUAUGGGAAUAUCAGAGUGUGAUGAGUAUAUGAUGUCUUUGGAUAAGCAUGACCGUAAGGUUAGAGGAAACAGAUACGAAGUAACUUUUGCUGUGCCAUCUAGUAAGAAGGGAAGGACUUUGAUGGUAAGAGAUCAGCUUUUGCCUGGCAAUGUGACGAUAGGGAAUUUUCAAGAUAUUUGGUGGGUUUGUGGUGAUAAGGCAUAUAUAUUCUUAUCUUAUGGAUAGGAUGUUGUUACAUGGCGACGCUAAAACUUCCGUAUGAGGUGUUUACAAUCCAUAAAGGGGAGACACCUGCUAUAGCUCAUUCUGAUCCGGGGGUCGGAAAUAGGGUGAAAAGGAGCAUGGCACAAUUUCAUAAUCUUGAAGCCUACCAUUGGAGGAUAAGUCUAGGUGAGAAGUGGGGACUUGGACUUUUUCCAUGGUAUGGUUUAACUUUUUUGGCAGAUCAUAUUGAUAAUAUUACUUAUACUUUGCAGGGAUUUGCAAAUGAAACUAUACGAGGGUUUAAUCUUCUGUCAAAUACUCAAAGAAGUCACAGACUGACAUUGUUGAAACAUGACAUGGCUCUUGACUAUAUUUUAGCCAAACAAGGAGGUUUGUGU